Molecule: messenger RNA, 3107 nt
Organism: Microcebus murinus (gray mouse lemur)
Lineage: Eukaryota; Metazoa; Chordata; Mammalia; Primates; Cheirogaleidae
Gene: PBX2
Product: PBX homeobox 2
Biological process (GO): regulation of DNA-templated transcription
Cellular component (GO): nucleus
Molecular function (GO): DNA-binding transcription factor activity, RNA polymerase II-specific; DNA binding
Source: RefSeq, a predicted model, not a curated record
CCUCCCUCCUCCCUCUCUCACACACACCCCCGCUUGGGCCUCCUCUCUCUCUCUCUCCGGCUCCAUUUUCUCCGCCGCCGGGGGCCAGGGUCUCCUGUGGGGGGCCCAGCUGGUACCCCAGGUCUCCCUUCAGUGCCGGGGUGAACCCCGGGGGAGCCGGGAGUGAGGAAGACGGGCGGGGGUUGGGGCGGAGGGAGCAGCGGCCCCAGCGAGUUUGGGGGGGAAGUAACCAGGCGGGGGAGGGGCGGAGCAGGGAGGGGGCCUCAGGGCCCCCCCCAGCUAUGGACGAGCGGCUACUGGGGCCGCCCCCUCCAGGCGGGGGCCGGGGGGGCCUGGGAUUGGUCGGUGGGGAGCCUGGGGGUCCUGGUGAGCCUCCUGGUGGCGGAGACUCCGGUGGGGGUAGCGGGGGGGUCCCGGGAGGCCGAGGGAAGCAAGACAUCGGGGACAUUCUGCAGCAGAUAAUGACCAUCACCGACCAGAGCCUGGAUGAGGCCCAGGCCAAGAAACACGCCCUAAACUGCCACCGAAUGAAGCCUGCUCUCUUUAGCGUCCUGUGUGAAAUCAAGGAGAAAACUGGCCUCAGCAUUCGAAGCUCCCAAGAGGAGGAGCCGGUGGACCCACAGCUGAUGCGUUUGGACAACAUGCUUCUGGCAGAGGGUGUGGCUGGGCCUGAGAAAGGGGGGGGCUCAGCAGCAGCCGCUGCAGCCGCUGCAGCCUCCGGGGGCAGCGUGUCCCCUGACAACUCCAUCGAACACUCGGACUAUCGCAGCAAACUUGCCCAGAUCCGCCACAUCUACCACUCAGAGCUGGAGAAGUACGAACAGGCGUGUAAUGAGUUCACAACCCACGUCAUGAACCUGCUGAGGGAGCAGAGCCGCACGAGGCCGGUGGCACCCAAGGAGAUGGAGCGCAUGGUGAGCAUCAUCCACCGGAAGUUCAGCGCCAUCCAGAUGCAGCUCAAGCAGAGCACCUGCGAGGCCGUCAUGAUCCUGCGUUCCCGCUUCCUGGAUGCCAGACGAAAGCGCCGGAACUUCAGCAAACAGGCCACUGAGGUCCUAAAUGAGUAUUUCUACUCCCACCUGAGUAACCCAUAUCCCAGUGAGGAGGCUAAGGAGGAGCUCGCCAAGAAAUGUGGCAUCACUGUCUCUCAGGUCUCCAACUGGUUUGGCAACAAGCGCAUUCGCUAUAAGAAAAAUAUUGGAAAAUUCCAAGAAGAGGCAAACAUCUAUGCCGUCAAGACUGCUGUGUCAGUCACCCAGGGAGGCCACAGCCGCACCAGCUCCCCGACGCCCCCUUCCUCCGCAGGCUCUGGUGGCUCUUUCAAUCUCUCAGGAUCCGGAGACAUGUUCCUGGGAAUGCCUGGGCUCAAUGGAGAUUCCUAUUCUGCCUCCCAGGUGGAAUCACUCCGACACUCGAUGGGGCCAGGGGGCUACGGGGAUAACCUCGGGGCAGGCCAGAUGUACAGCCCUCGGGAAAUGAGGGCAAAUGGCAGCUGGCAGGAGGCUGUGACCCCCUCUUCAGUGACAUCCCCGACAGAGGGACCAGGGAGUGUUCACUCCGACACCUCCAACUGAUCUCGCCCCUCAGGGUCACAGGGGUAGGGGCUCUCACAAGGCAACUCUUGAAGAAGACUCGGGCAUCCAGAAGACAAACCCCAAAUACAAGAGAAGCACAAGACAGAGAAGGGUGAAUGGGAUCGUCCCCGCCCCAAGUGGACUCUCUCAGUGCUGGGGGUGCUGACUACACAGCAGGAAGAACAGGGCCCCUAAGGGAGAGUGGGGUCUGUCUCCCCUUUUCUUCUAUCUUUUUUCUCUCUUACACAAACACACACUCAGAAACCUCUUUCUCAGAGCCCUUCUCUCUCUCCACCCCCAAACACUCCCACAUACUCUCUCUGGGCUCCCCCACCCCACUUACAUGUUCUGGAAUCUGUAGAGACACCAGGCCUGCCCGACCAGAGAUGCCAAAAAUGGGGACAUGACUUCUGGACAGAGGACAUGGACCACGCCCCCUGUGCUUCCCCACCCCUGCCCCUCCAGACGGCUUUAUUACCUCAUACGCAGCUCAUCCUAAACCAAUAGAACCGCUCUGUGGACAAGAGUGUCUGACUCAGAUAUCUACCUCGGAGGGAGUUUCUGCUACUUUAGGGAAUUAUUGACUGGGCUUUGGGGUUGAACUUUUUUUUUUAGGAAAGAAAAAGAAACCCUGGGAUCCAUAUAUAUUUCUUAAAUGUUUUUUUCUUUUGUUGGUGGUGGUGGUUCUUAAUUUUUAGUUUGGGGAUGUAGUUUUUUUUAAAUAUAAAUGUUAUUUUCUUGACUUUUUUAAUUUCUUGCUUUCCCAUGACAGGGGUGAUAGCCAGAGGGGUCCUAGUAAGAGAAAGGGAGACAAUUGGUGAAUAGGCUUACCUGGUUACAGGCCUGUCCAUCAGGCAGUGAAUUGUAUAAGCCACAAAGCCCUCACCCCCUACAAGCACGUGGGUGUUCUUUGCUUGUGUAGGCAGGUUUCUGCUGCAUUUGCCGUGACAGCAGUGAGCGUCUGCUGGCCUCCUAGCCCCCUCUGCCCACGGCCCUUGGGCAGGGUUGGACUCAGUAAUUUUGAAGAAAUCAAAGAUGCCACCUUAAAAAGUGAUACAUCCUUAAUUUUUUUUAACUACUAUUUGUUCAUUACAGGGGGAAGAAUAGGGAGGGGGUUAUUGCCAAAUAUGUGAAACAUGGGUUGGGGUGCUUGUAUGUGUAUCUCCCUCAGUUUCCCUAGAAUUUAGGCAUCUUUAGAUUACACCAAAACCAACUGGGUGGGAAGAGAGGAGGGAGGUUGCAAAAAGCCAGGUAUGGGAGAAAGUAAAAUCAACACUGUACCAUCCUUGGCCCUGGAACCCUACCAUCUGAUCCCCUCAGACACCCUCAGGAUUUUACAAGACUGUCAGAGUGAGGGACCCCUCCCAUCAAGAGAUCUGGGCAGGCUUGGGGGACAAGUUGGGAGUGUGACGGGUGGGGGGCGGGACGCACGGACCGGGGGCAGUUCUCUCCUCACUUGUAAACUUGUAGUUUCACAAAAAAAAAAAAAAAAAAAAAUGCAGUUUUAAAUAAAGAAAUUUCUUUUUUCCCUGG